UUCUUAUAGGUCAUUUUGACGGAAAGGCAAUGCCUAGUGCUGGAGUACUGCCAUUUCUACAGUCUUUCUUUUGUACCUUUAAUAACACUUGUCAUGAAACAGUCACUCAGGAUGAAGAACCGGGAAAUGUGGGAAACUUUGGAAAGUCCAUACUGACAAAUCUGGUUUUUGACAUUGAGGAAAUUCUGAACAGCAACAUUGACCGAGAGUUGAUCAGUGAUUUACUGGAGGACUGGGAAAUCAUUACACAGCUGAUGAACAAAAUCAGCAGUGGCAGUACCACAGGAGCAAUAAGGAUUGGAACAGUUUUGGGGAAUCCCCAAAACAUCAGUGAUGUUGUAAAGGAGAAGAAAAUCAACCUGUCUCUAGAUGUCUUAAUAAAUGUCAUGAAUGCCACCCUUGACUUUAAUCAGCUUAACAAACCAAGUCUGAAUAAGAUAUUUAAGGAUUUUGACACCUGCCCUGACUCACAGCAUAGACAGCCAGCAGCCCUGGAGAUCUGGCAGAGAAUCUGUGACACAGGAAGUGUGUUACACACCAUUGAUUUCCAUAGCGACGAGGCCAAGGAACGCAGUCAGAGGGAGAUCUGUGACCUUGACAAAGCCGACCUUGAACAUAUGUACCAGGCUUUCCGAGCUCAGUUCAGCAUCCAGAGAUUUUUUAUACAGAUGUUUAAAUUUAUAUUUCUGAACACAAAGAAAAUUCCAAAUGUUCAAGAUAUCUACAAAAGGUUUAAGAAGCUUAUAGGUGAUUUAACAUCCUUGAAGGAGUUAGAUAUAAAGAAGAUGGAGAAAUUUUUCAGAGACAUGAAUAAAAAGAAAAUAAAUUCCACACUGAUUGUCCAGAACUUGGGUGACUUUGUUUGUGGUGCCAACUCUUUUUUACGUGUACAAAGCAAACGUUCUGAGGACCUGUUUGAGAGAUUUCGAUCUCAUGGGCGACUGUCGAGGGGAGAAUCAGACGGGAGCACAACAACUAAUGAUUACGGAAAGGAUCGUCCAUUGUGUCGAGACCUGGUCAACUUCCUGAAUGAGGAUGUCCAGACUCAAAUUCUUUGGAAAAAUCUCAGACCAGUGGUUCUCGGAAGGAUCACAUAUGCCCCUGACACACCAUCAGUCAGGAAAAUCAUAGAAAAGGCUAAUCAAACAUUCUCAGACUUUGCCAGAGCUGUACAGUUGGCCAAAGACUGGGAAGGCUAUAUAGAGUCUGUACAGAAUCACUUUGCUGGGAGUUCAACAUAUGAUAUUCUCAGAAGGUUUUCUGGCUCUUGUCUGUGUGACCUGGUAGAGAACAUUACUAUGUCAGCCUUUGGUAAGACUAAGACCGUGGGGAUCUGUCGAUUCACCAAGACUCUGCUGAGCGGGAACCCAGACAUCGGAAACUAUAACUGGAGGGACAUCAUCAAGUUCACCAAGUCACUGGCCAGGGUCCUAGCCGAUUACGGAGAGUGCAUGGUUUUUGACAAGUUUGUUGGAUUUGCUACAGAAGAAGAGAUGCUCACAGAAAGCACAAAAAUGGUGGAAAACAACACACUGUGGGGUGCCUUGGUGUUUGAUAUCAACAAUGAAACACACAAGUACUCACUGCCUACUCAUGUCUCCUACAAAAUAAGGAUGGACGCGGACAGAGUGGACACCACAGACAGAGUACUAGACCAAGUGUACAAGCCUGGUCCUAGGAGAACCCCGGGUAAAGAGACAAAGUUCCUGACUUAUGGAUUUGCUUAUCUCCAGGACAUGGUGGAACACGCCAUCAUAAAGGUACAGACUGGCUCCGACAAGGACGUGGGUGUCAUGGUGGAGCAGUUCCCAUACCCCUGCUACAUAAGGGACUCGUUUACAUAUGCCAUUGAGAUAGUUCUUCCCUUGCUCCUCGUCCUGGCCUGGAUUCUACCAGUGGCCAUGUUGUGUAAGAAUAUUGUGUAUGAAAAGGAGAAGAGGUUAAAGGAAGUGAUGAGGAUGAUGGGAUUGGGUAAUGGAGUACACUGGCUGGCCUGGUUCAUCAAUGCGUUUGUUGUCAUGAUGUUCACCAUGGGACUUCUUGUUAUUCUAUUGAAAUUUGGUAAAGUCAUCCAGCACACAGACCCCACCGUUCUGCUGUUCUUCUUCAGUACCUUUGCCCUGGCCACCAUCAUGCAGUGCUUCUUCUUCAGUGUGCUGUUCCAUCAGGCUAACCUGGCAGCAUGUAGUGCAGGUUUCCUAUACUUCACCUUAUACAUCCCAUACGUUUUAGCUAAACGGUGGCAGGAGGUUCUACAUCUACCAGAAAAAAUGGCUAUUUGUUUAUCCUCCAGUAUUGCUUUUGGCUUUGGCUGCUUUAAGAUAUCCCAGUUUGAGCAGCAGGCAGUGGGGGUACAGUGGCACAAUAUCUGGGACAGUCCAAUGACUGGGGACGAUUUCUCCAUGAUGCACAUUAUCAUCAUGAUGUUCGUGGACACAGUGUUAUAUGGCCUGCUUACUUGGUACAUAGAGGCAGUGUUUCCAGGGGAAUAUGGAAUCCCAAGGCCAUGGUACUUCUUUGUACUGAAGUCUUACUGGUGUGGAAACCAAACCAAAGAAGGCAAUUUAGAAGAGGGCCUUUCACCUUACUUUGAUUCAGAAGGUAAACCAGUAGAGGAUGAGCCACAAGAUAAAACCUUGGGUGUGGGUAUCCGGGGUCUGAAGAAGGUGUACACUGAGGGUAACAAGGUGGCUGUUAAUGGACUGAGUCUCAACUUCUACGAGGGACAGAUCACUUCCUUUCUGGGUCACAAUGGAGCUGGCAAAACCACCACCAUGUCUAUUCUGACAGGGAUGUUUCCGCCUACAGAUGGCACUGCAUACAUUUAUGGAAAAGACAUCAGGAAGGAUAUGGAUGAGAUAAGACAGAGUCUAGGAGUGUGUCCGCAGCACGACCUACUGUUCCAAUUUAUGACGGUGAGGGAACACCUCUGGUUUUAUUCACAGUUAAAAGGUCUAAGUCUACAGGAGACGGCUAAUGAGAUCAAUCCAAUGAUUAAGGAUGUAGGACUGAGUCACAGGAAGCAUGCAUUUCCUCACAUGUUGUCAGGUGGAAUGAAGAGAAAGCUGUCUGUAGCAAUAGCAUUUGUAGGACAUGUGAAGACAGUUAUACUGGAUGAGCCUACAGCAGGAGUGGAUCCUUACUCAAGGAGGUCAAUCUGGGAAUUACUGCUCAAAUACAAAGAAGGUAGAACUAUAAUUUUAUCAACCCACCAUAUGGAUGAAGCAGACGUGCUUGGAGACAGGAUAGCCAUUAUCUCCCAGGGAAAACUCUGCUGUUGUGGCUCCAGCCUCUUUCUGAAAUCUCAGUAUGGCAAUGGUUACUAUCUAACAAUAGUCAGGAACCUGAGUGAAGACCACACUGAAGUCAAGGGAGAUAAAUGUGGAAAUGAUCAGAUGAGUCCUCUCCCUUUAAGGAAAAGUCCUAUUCCAGCUCCAAGAAGAAAAGCAAAUCAGAAAGGGGGUGAUGAGACAGAGGCCAUUCACCAUAGCAUAUCCUGUGUAGAGAAGUUAAAGAAAGAGGAAGGGACUUGUCACUCAGUAUGUGGAGCAGGGACCACAGGGGCCACUGUCAUAACAGAUGAAUUCCUCCAGUUUACUAGGAAGCGCCUGUUGGCAUUUGUGAAGAAGUUUGUGAAGAAGGCUAAGUUUGUAGAGGACAACUCGACAGAAGUCACCUUCCUGUUACCAGAGGCCAGCGCUCACAACGGAGACUUCGAGGACCUGUUUAUGGAGUUAGAAAGAUCCAGGAAAAAGUUAGGAAUCUCCAGCUUUGGUGUGUCAGACACUAGUCUGGAGGAGGUUUUCUUAAAAGUUGCUGAAGAGGAUGGAGAAAAACAGACUGAUGAAGUGAAAAGAAACAAAUUGGAAGAAAACACAGAUAGAGGAAGAGUGCCCCGGCCAGUAACCAAUCUGAGUUUCCGACAUAACAGGAAGGCCUCGUAUCUCAGAUCCCAGUCUGUGGAGGAGAAAAACAACAAAAUCAACCUGGAGGAGGGCAGUGCUGAUGGAUUCAAUCAUGAGCUACAAGAAAGAGUACAAGGGAAGAAACUCUUGUUCAUGCAGUUUUAUGCUUUACUUAUCAAGAGAUUUCAUCAUUUUAAAAGGAGCAAAAAAGGAUUUCUUUGUGAGAUUGUCAUGCCAGUGCUAUUUAUCCUGAUAUCCAUGGUGUUUGCCAAAAUAGAAUCUCCCUUUGCAGAACCCCAGCCAAUGACUCUGCACCCCUGGCAUUUUACACCAAAGAGAAAUGACCCACAUUUAUAUAUGUUCUACAGUUUGGAUGAAAAUUCUCGUUUGGGUAAUAACCUGGUCAGAACAUUGAAAUCUGAUUACGGCAUAGGCAACCGCUGUCUGGAUCCAGAGGUCUAUACAUUACAGGAGUACCCUUGUCGACCUCAGUAUGCAGCCAUAUAUAUAACGGACACUAGCAGCAACCAGACACAGGAUUGUUCAUGUAGCACGGGUGUACAGUAUUGUCCAAAAGGAGCAGUAGGUCCAGAGCCUCCCUUACAGAUGCUGGCCUCCACAGAUUACCUGUAUGACCUCACAGACAGAAACAUUUCUGAUUGGUUACUGAAGACGAAUGACCAGUUCAUUGGAAAAAGAUUUGGAGGAUUUUCUUUUGGAGAGAAGACUAAGCUAGCCAAACUGAACAAUAAGAAUGUACAUGAGUUACUACAGAAAUUCUCCUCUGUGAAGACCUCUGACAAGUCAUACGGCAUAGACAACAACAAAAUCUGGAGCAAUGUUGCUCUGUUAUUAAACACAAUGGCAACAGAAGAUAUUGCCAAGGUUUGGUACAACAACAAGGGUUACAUUGCGGUGGUGUCCUACAUGAAUGUGGUGAACAAUGUGAUAUUGAGGAGUAAGCUUCCCCGUAACAAGGACCCCUCCCAGUAUGGUAUCACGGUCAUCAACCACCCCCUACAGCUGUCCCAGCAACAGUCACAGCAGGAGUCCAAAUUUAACAGUAAGGCUGACGUGCUGGUGGCGACCUGUGUUAUCUUUGCCAUGUCUUUUAUCCCAGCCAGCUUUGUUAUGAUUCUGAUUGAGGAGAGGAUCUCCAAUUCUAAACAUCUUCAGUUUGUUAGCGGGGUCAAUCCGGCCAUAUACUGGUCAACCAACUUUCUCUGGGACAUGCUGAAUUACUCCAUCUCCUGUGUGCUGUGUGUGUGUAUCUUCCUGGGGUUCCAGGUGGAGGCAUAUGUCAGCCCCACCAACCUUCCCUGUCUCAUUCUACUGCUUAUCAUGUUUGGCUAUGCAUUGAUUCCCAUGAUGUACCCCUUCUCUCGUGUGUUUAAUGUGGCCAGCACUGCCAUGGUGACUUUGAAAUCUAUAAAUAUCUUUAUUGGGACCACGUCCACCCUGUCCACGUUUAUUUUAGAACUUCUUGCAGAGGAAGAUGAGCAACUGCAGUACAUCAAUGAACUGUUGAAGAACGUGAUGUUGAUUUUUCCUCAGUAUUGUCUGGGUCUGGGAUUAAUGGAGAUGUCAAGGAACCAACUCUAUUCUGAUGCAUUCAAAAAAUUCAAUAUGAAGAGUCGUGUAUCCCCCCUUCAGUUUGAUAUGGUGGGGAAGAACAUCCUGGCUUUGUUCCUGCAAGGGACCUUGUUCUUUUUCCUCAACCUUCUCAUUGAAUACAACUUCUGUUUGAAGCCAAGACAGAUCACAAUGAAGGACUAUCCGUACGGGGAGGAUGAUCUAGACGUGGAGAAGGAGAGGAGGCGGGUGUUAGAGGGAGGGGCAGCGGAGGACGUAGUCAGGGUCGAAAACAUGACCAAGAUUUAUAGAAUGGCAGAGGGAAAAUCUAAGCACACAGCUGUAGAUCGGCUGUGUGUGGGAAUUUCCAGGGGACAGUGUUUUGGAUUGUUGGGGGUAAAUGGAGCAGGGAAAACUACAACAUUUAAAAUGUUGACAGGAGAUAUUCCAAUAUCCAGUGGAGCAGCUUACAUUGCUGGUCAUAGUGUUAUAGAUGAAAUUGACACUGUACGGAAGUCUGUAGGCUAUUGUCCACAGUUUGAUGCCUAUGACUUUUUACUUACAUCUAAAGAAGUGCUAAUAUUUUAUGCUCGACUACGGGGAAUUCCCGAAAAAGAUGUCAACAAGGUGGCUGACUGGGGAAUCAAGAAGUUGGGACUGAUUCCUUAUGCUAACAAACUAUCAGGGGGGUACUCAGGGGGAAACAAAAGGAAACUGUCCACAGCGAUAGCUCUACUGGGAAAUCCUAAAGUCAUCUUCCUGGAUGAGCCUACCACUGGUAUGGAUCCGAAAGCCCGGCGCUUUUUAUGGACCUGUAUAAACAGUAUUGUCAAAGAUGGCCGCUCAAUCAUAUUGACUUCCCACAGUAUGGAAGAAUGCGAAGCUCUGUGUGGCAGGUUAGCCAUCAUGGUCAAUGGAAAGUUUAGAUGUAUUGGCAGUAUUCAGCACUUGAAAAACAGAUUUGGGGAUGGCUAUACUAUUCUGAUUCGAGUCUCGGGAGCUAACCCUAACCUGGAGCCAGUUGAGCGCUACAUAAACACAAUGUUCCCUGGCAGCACUCUGAAGGAGAAACAUCACAACAUGCUUCAGUAUCAGCUGGGCCCCACCAUCAAACUGUCCUACAUAUUUGGUCAGAUUGAGUCUGUACGGCAUGAGUUCUCUAUAGAGGAUUAUUCUGUGUCACAAACCACACUGGAUCAGGUGUUUAUUAAUUUUGCCAAGAAUCAGACUGAUGUUCUUCCUGAGGAAGAAAAUAUCCCAGAUACUACUCAAGCCACAGGUGAGAACGUCCAUUCCCUGGAGACUCAGUACCUUCAGAGUCUGAGAGUCAGCCAAACAGGAAGUACCAUACAUCUGAUUGGAAGUGAGGCUGAUGACCCAAUUUAUGUCAAUACAGCAUUCGUAUCAGAAUUAGAAGAAACUGAUGUUUGAAUUAAUUACUUGUGCAGAUUUUAAAAUGUUUUUAUUUAUUUUGGAUGGUUGUGUUGUAUUAAUGUUAUUUAUUUAUGGCUUUAAUGUGCUAUGUACUGUGUGUUUUCUGAUUAAAUGACAAGAUCUUUAUUUAUAUGCAAUAAAAAUUUUGAAUUUU
This is a messenger RNA of Saccostrea cuccullata (small rock oyster), 7065 nucleotides long. RefSeq names its product phospholipid-transporting ATPase ABCA1-like. Gene Ontology annotation, molecular function: ABC-type transporter activity; ATP binding; ATP hydrolysis activity. The transcript is spliced from 45 exons. The record is from RefSeq and is a predicted model, not a curated record. Bases 30 to 6908 code for a protein of 2292 amino acids. NCBI's taxonomy places the organism in Eukaryota, Metazoa, Mollusca, Bivalvia, Ostreida, Ostreidae. Gene Ontology annotation, biological process: lipid transport; transmembrane transport. Gene Ontology annotation, cellular component: intracellular membrane-bounded organelle; membrane.